AUGGUCGAACGCAUCACGGACCACCCGCUGCUCCACGACGAGCGCCUCGUGAGCCUCGGCCUCGCCUACGCGACUUCUGGCGUCGACAUCCACGCCUGGGCGCGCGACCGCGGGGGCGGAGCCCCUUCCGCAAGGAAAAACGGCCGCCGCGUGUCGUUCAACGACAAGUCGCUCGUCAGCGUGCGCGAGAUCGAGGCUCGCGAGGAGCCGCCGGAGCCGGAGAUAAAGGCGAUACCGAAGGGGACGUCGAAGGUCCGGCACAGCGCGCUCAGCCUCUUCGUCGCCGACCGCAUCGAUGCAUCGCUCGGCGGCUCGGAGCGCGCGGCGGCGACGAAGCGCCUCGCGAAGGAAUUCGCGCUGCUGCGACGGAAGGACAAGGCGGCGGCGGACGCGCUCGCGGCGCGCGCGAAGGCGCUGAACGACGCGCUUCCUAGCGAUGGGUAAGUAGGUCCGUAAAGCUAGUGUCUUACGCCCGCUAUAGCCACACACCUCGUGUUUUUGGUCGCCACGACAGCCUUGAAGGGAGACCAAACAACAGCAGCGAGCUGCAAUAGCAAGCUCCAAUAGCACCAUCUCGCAAACCCAGGCUCAGUCGCAUAAAUAGCUCUCCAUAUCACCAGACAACUCAAAGGCAGGACCACCGCAUCUACCAUGGUAGCAGCGCAAAAGCACCAGGCCGCCAUCCAGCAACUCGGUGUUACGCAUUUAUUCGCUUGCGCGUUGUUGUUGAUAUUCGUCAUCGCGGCGUCGCACGCGUUAAGGUUGGACCUCGCCGGCAGAAUCGUCGUCUCCGCGUCGCGGUGCGCGGUCCAGCUCCUUAUCCUCUGCGCGUUCGUGCUCGAGCCGCUCUUCGGCCGCAACGACCCGAGACUCAUCGUCGCCUACCUCUCGUUAAUAGUCGCCCUCGCGGCGAAGGAGGCGUCGUCGCGCCUGAAGUACGGCUACGCGGGCCUGCGGCUCCACUUCGCCGCCGCGUUCGCGUGCGGCGCGGGCACGGUGAUCCUCUACGCGGCGGUGUUCGUCCUCGCGCUGAGCCCGCCGUGGGACGCCAAGUACGUCGUGCCCGUGUCGGGCAUGGUCGUGGGCAAUGUGCUCACGGCGACGGCGCUGGGCUGCGGCGCGUUCCUCACGGACGUCGCGGAGCGCGCGGACGUCGUCGAGCUCGCGCUCGCCCGCGGCGCGACGUGGCGCGAGGCGGCACUGCCGUCCUUGCGCUCGGCGACGACGGCCGCGCUGACGCCGACGCUGAACAGCAUGGCCGUCAUGGGGCUCGUGAUGAUGCCGGGCAUGAUGACGGGCCAGAUGCUGGGGGGCCAGCCGCCCGUCGUCGCCGGCUGCUACCAGGUCAUGAUCAUGUACUUGGUCUGCGCGGCGUCGUGCCUCACGACGCUGGUGUUGUUAGGGUUGGCGUCGACGGCGGCGUUCGACACGGCGCGGCACGCGCUCCGCCGCGGCGCGCUGGCGCCGCGGCCGCCGGCGCAGCGCCGCGACAUACUCGUCUCCUUCCUUCUAUUCCUGCGGGACGCGGCGGUACGAAGCGUCGCCCUUCUCAGGGCGUCCUUCGCGGGCCGGGCCUACGCGCCGAUCGCCGACGACGUCGUGGCGAAGGACGAACCCCAACCGCGCGCGUACGCCGUGAGCGUCGUGCGCGGGACCGCGUCGACCGGCGAGGUCCUCUUAAAGGCGGAAAACGUGGUCGUCGCCCUCACGAACCUGACGUGCUCGCUCGAGCUGCGGCGGGGCGGCCGCACGGCCCUGACCGGCGAGACCGGCGCCGGCAAGACGCAGCUGCUGAAGACGCUGGCGAAGCUCGUGCCCGCGACGGGCGGCCGCCUCGCGGGCUUCGACGGACCACCGCCGGCCUACCGCGCGCGCGUGGCGUUCGUCAGCCAGGACCGGCCCACCGUCGCCGGCAGCCCGCGCGACCACCUGGACCAGGUGCUGGCCUUCGGCGCGCAGCGGCACCGCGACCCGGUCCAGGUGCGGUCCUCGAUCGAGAGCUACGCGGAGAGCUGGCGGCUCCCCACGGAGAAGCUCGGCGCGCCCUGGGCGUCGCUUUCGGGCGGCGAAGCCCAACGGGCGAACCUGGCGAUCGCGCUCGCGCUCGCGCCGGACGUUUUGCUCCUAGACGAGCCGACGAGCGCCUGCGACGCGGCGACGACGGCCCUCGUCGAAGCGUCCCUGUCGGCGUUCCCCGGCGCGCUCGUCGUCGUGACGCAUAGCCAGGAGCAGGCGAGACGGCUCGGGUCGGUGCAUCUGCAUCUUUCCGCGGUUGACGGUGGGGAGGCUUAAGUUUAUCUGUGCAUGAA
Messenger RNA from Pelagomonas calceolata, 2309 nucleotides. Lineage: Eukaryota; Pelagophyceae; Pelagomonadales; Pelagomonadaceae. The record is from the annotation of a GenBank genome assembly.